This is a messenger RNA of Cavenderia fasciculata, 1026 nucleotides long. RefSeq lists its product as uncharacterized. The transcript has 4 exons. The coding region runs from base 1 to 1026 and encodes 341 amino acids. The record is from RefSeq and is a predicted model, not a curated record. NCBI's taxonomy places the organism in Eukaryota, Evosea, Eumycetozoa, Acytosteliales, Cavenderiaceae.
AUGAAAUUAUUAUUAUCUCUUGUCAUUUUAUUCUUGGUUGGUUUAAUUAACUGCCAACCAGAAACCUUUCAAUUCUUUAGUCAAAUAAAAGAAGAAACAUACUAUGGUGUCUAUUCAUUAUCAAAUGGUAAUAUUACACUGUCUACGACCAAUGCCGCACCUGAUCUUCAAGUGCUUGGCUUUUUACCAAAGAAUGGAUCAAGUAAUGAUAUCAUGACUGUUUGUCAGAAUCCAAGUAAUCUCCAAAUCAAUACCUAUAGUACAUCGGAUAAUUCAUUCACUACCGAACUUACAUUCUCACCAAACUAUAAAUACAAUUUUGUGAAACAAGAAUAUGUAUUCGACUCUGCAUACAGAAUUCUAUAUAUUCCAGGCUCCGUUCCUUUAAAUGGAGAAAACUAUUUGGCAUUAUUACAAUGGCGUUUUGGUCCUAGUGUUAGACCAUUAGUAUUUGCAAAAGAAAAUAUUCUAAAAUCCACAUAUCUCUAUCUCUAUCUCUAUCUAUUUAGACCACCAAUUAUUUUAGGACAAGGAUAUAUACCAAAUAGUAAUGUUCCAAUUAAUCCAGUUGGUGCUUAUGAUGCACCCAACCAAGAUUAUUACAUUUACUAUACCAUUGGAACCAGUGCCGCCAUCUUAAAGUUCAAUUUUGUUCUCGAUAACUAUGCCAUCCUGCCACUAGACAUAGAACCAACACCUUUAAAUGGAGUCGAACAAAUCUUUUUCUACCAAGGUCAACUCAUAUACUGUCGUAUUGACAAGGGUGUUGGUGUGACAAUUGCUCAAAUCGAAUUGAGUGGACCUGUCACCAAUGUCUACAAAGACACCGACACUGACAAACAAUUCAACAUUGACAUUCAACCAUUUGUAUUUGAUCAAACUACUGGAACCAUCACAAUCCUCAAUUCUGCUGAUGACACUCUCUAUUUAGAUGUAUUUUAUAUUACCACACUCAAAGUUACAUCAUUCACAAAUCCAAAUUCAAUUCCAUCUGGAACUUUUGUUAUUACUGCAUUAUACAAUUAA